AUGGAGAACUCAAACUAUUUCUCUCGCUUCCCAGAUUUUCAAACUGCGAGAUCAACUUCCGCAAUCGCCGAGUUUGAUCGCCUAGCAUCUCAAAGGAACUGGAGCCAAGGCUCGAAGAAAUACAGAAGCGAGCGUGCGAAAUUUCUCGUAUCUGAAUUCGACACUCACUUUGGUACCGACGCGACAAAGCUAGAGAGCUGGCAGGCGCUAUGCGUGGAAGUGAAGGUUCAGAGUCCAACCGAGAGUAUUUCUCAGUGCCGAAAGAAGGCUCUUGCGAAGGUCCAUGUCAAUCUAGUCGACUUGGUUGAUUCCCGAAGGACAGGAAAGAAAGUCAAGCGGUUUCCCAGUCAUAGGGCAUUGACAGAGUACACUAUCGACACUAGAAAAAUAUUUCCAAAGGCUGCAGCAAAAAAAGAUGGUUUUCUCAAAGCCUUGCUUCGAGUGAUUUUCUAG
Molecule: messenger RNA, 453 nt
Organism: Penicillium concentricum
Lineage: Eukaryota; Fungi; Ascomycota; Eurotiomycetes; Eurotiales; Aspergillaceae
Exons: 2
Coding region: 1-453 (150 amino acids)
Source: RefSeq, a predicted model, not a curated record